This is a messenger RNA of Baudoinia panamericana UAMH 10762, 450 nucleotides long. RefSeq lists its product as uncharacterized. The transcript has a single exon. The record is from RefSeq and is a predicted model, not a curated record. Lineage: Eukaryota; Fungi; Ascomycota; Dothideomycetes; Mycosphaerellales; Teratosphaeriaceae. The annotation marks the transcript as partial.
AAGCCGAUUGCUCGACAGCCGUUUCCGUCUGCAGUGCUUGAUCGCUCACCUGUCUUAGGUGCAACGUACACGACCGUGCUUCGUACAUGCUUCCGUAUUGGCGAGGCACUCAAUGUCGGCUGCCAAGCCGUCCGCACCAGCAAGAAUGUACUAAUUGAGCUCUAUGCCCGUGUUGCACAAUCAUGGCGCGAAGAGAAGCCAGGCCGGCACCAACACUUCGUCCUACAUGAUCUGUAUCACGACAAGCCACCUUACCUCACUGGCACUUUCGACUUAUGGGACCAGAGCAAGCUGUGGGACCUUGACAGCAGUGCCUUCCUCGUACCGACGCAGGAUGGCACCAUGUGUCGACUUGUCGCACAAAUGCAACGCGAGGACAUGAAGUGGAAGCUCAAGAUCUUCAGUAUCUGGCAGGCUGACUGGGAGGAUGUCGACUCUGUAGCCGGAGUU